AUGUCUAUGGAAAAAGAAACAAAUGGGAAGGGAAAUGAAAAUUCUUUUCUCAACAAACAUGCUUGUGCUUGCGUUUUGGCUGCUACUAUUAUCUCUGCAAUAUUUGGUUAUAUUACAGGAGUAAUGGCUGGUGCACUCUUAUUCAUCAAGGAAGAACUUGGAAUCACUGACAUGCAAGUGCAACUUCUAGCAGGAAUCUUAAAUGUGUGUGCAUUACCAGCAUGCAUGGUAGCUGGAAGAACAUCCGAUUACAUAGGUCGACGAUACACCAUCAUUUUAUCCGCGAUAAUCUUCUUCUUAGGCUCAAUCUUAAUGGGGUAUGGACCAAAUUUUCCAAUCUUGAUGAUUGGAAGAUGCAUUGCAGGAUUUGGUGUAGGGUUUGCACUUAUUAUAACACCGGUUUAUAGCGCAGAAAUUUCAUCUCCUUCUUAUAGAGGCUUUCUAACUUCUCUCCCAGACGUUUCCAUCAACGCAGGUUUCUUAUUUGGUUAUGUCUCAAAUUUUUUCCUUGGAAAAUUGUCUUUAAGACUUGGAUGGAGAAUAAUGCUAGCUAUUCCUGCAAUUCCUUCACUUGGAUUGAUAAUUCUGAUGUUAAAAUUGGUAGAAUCUCCGAGAUGGUUAGUAUUGCAAGGACGUUUAGAUGAUGCUAGAAAAGUUCUUUUACUAAUAUCCAAUUCCAAAGAAGAAGCUGAACAAAGGUUAAAGGAAAUAAAAGUUGCCGUUGGAAUCGAUGAAAAUUGCAUGCAAAGCAUUGUUCAUGUUCCACAGAAAACGCGUAACGGUGGAGGAGCUUUAAAGGAAAUGUUUCAUAAACCUUCACCGCAUGUUUAUAAGAUACUAUUUGCAGCUAUUGGUGUUCAUGUGUUCCAACAAAUAUGUGGAAUUGAAGGUAUUUUGUUAUAUAGUCCAAGAGUUUUUGAAAGAGUAGGAAUCACGGAAAAAAGUACACUUCUUUUAGCGACGGUUGGUAUCGGAAUAAGCCAAACUUUAUUCACAUUGUUAUCAAGUUUUUUGUUGGAUAGAAUUGGGAGAAGGACACUAUUGUUGGUUAGUUCUGGAGGUGUGGUUGUGACUUGGUUAGGGUUGAGUAUUUCUUCAGCUAUAGUUGAAAGUUCUAAACUAGGAGAAGAACCAUUAUGGGCCAUAGUUUUUAUUAUUGUUGUUAUGUAUAUUUUGGUGGCUUUUGUUGCAAUUGGAAUUGGACCUGUGACAUGGGUUUAUAGCUCUGAGAUAUUUCCACUAAGGUUGAGAGCACAAGGUUUAGGGGUUUGUGUGGCUGUGAAUAGAGUUACAAAUGUGGCAGUGGUUACAAGUUUUAUUUCAAUUUAUAAGACAAUAACAUUAGGUGGAACUUUCUUUAUGCUUGUGGGGAUUAAUGCUUUGGCUUGGUGGUUUUACUAUUCUUUCUUGCCUGAAACUAAAGGAAGAUCAUUAGAAGAUAUGGAGACUAUCUUUGGGAAAGAUUCUAAGAGUGAGGUGCAAUUGAAGUUUGAAAGCAACAAUGCAUAG
Molecule: messenger RNA, 1509 nt
Organism: Lathyrus oleraceus (garden pea)
Lineage: Eukaryota; Viridiplantae; Streptophyta; Magnoliopsida; Fabales; Fabaceae
Product: probable polyol transporter 6
Exons: 3
Coding region: 1-1509 (502 amino acids)
Biological process (GO): transmembrane transport
Cellular component (GO): membrane
Molecular function (GO): transmembrane transporter activity
Source: RefSeq, a predicted model, not a curated record